UUUCCAGCCUUUAAAGAUCCCGCAGGCACUUCAAGAGGCGCUUCCUUACAAUCUUAAACCUAAGACUGCUGCUCAAGAUAUAGAUCCAACUUCUGGCAGAGUUGCUGUUGUGUUAGAUCAUAAAGAACGGAAGGUUGCUAAUCUAUUCAAAAUGCUACAUGAGCUCCAUGGUGAGAAGUUAAGUAAGAUGGAAGAGGAAAAGAGAAGAAGAAUGAAUAAGUUUAGUAAACUCAAGACAGGAGAAGAGGAGAGAAAACUGAAGAAACAGAAGGAAGCAAGGAAACAGAUAUCCAGAACAAUUAACAAGAACUUGCUGCAUUAA
Molecule: messenger RNA, 322 nt
Organism: Eurytemora carolleeae
Lineage: Eukaryota; Metazoa; Arthropoda; Copepoda; Calanoida; Temoridae
Product: ribosome biogenesis protein BMS1 homolog
Source: RefSeq, a predicted model, not a curated record